UACGUCGCCACUCGCCGCUGUUGUGUCGCUCAGAUGAGCAGCUGCAGUGAGACGGAGUGAGGCUGAAGUCAACUAGCGAGCGCCAGAAGUCAGAAACGCAACAUUUUGGGGUUAAAUUGACAAAGCGAUUUACUUUUCAUUUUUAUAUGUGGGUUUUUUUUGCAUUUGCAUCCGUUUUAUGUAAUGAGCCUGAAGUGACCGAUACUGGCCGCGUUUAGCCAAUGCUUACUGCGGGGGCUCACGGCGCGUCUCGUGGAUUAUCAUCCGUGGCUGCCGAGGCAGUGGUGGCAUGGUCGCGGCCGGUGGAGGCCCCUCUCUGCCGGAUGGAUGUGUGUGAGGCAGCGGCAGACUGAGACCACUUGUGAAGACCGACCGUCCGUAGUAAUGAUGCCCAGGUCUCGUCGGCAUCCGCGGGCGAACUCCUCUUGAAUGUUCGGGCUUCGUCGCCCUACCCACAAAGACCAUUUCCUCAUACGGCGAAAAUUAUAUUCCUUGAAAACUGGACGCCCCCGGAGCAGUUUAUGACGACCCUGGUAGGAGCGUGAUGAGCGCGCGCUUCCGCUUGCCUCCUGGCAGAUCCUACAAUGUCCGGGCGACGGAGCUGGAGCGAGACAGGCACCACACACAGGUUGUGUGCAACGUACUGCUGCUGGACAACACCGUCCAGGCUUUUAAAGUCGGCAAGUCUGAUCAUGGGCAGGUCUUGCAAGAUGCUGUCUUCAAGCACCUGGAGCUGACUGAAAGAGACUACUUUGGCCUGCACUUGGCAGAUGACUCUUCGGAUGUUCCGCGCUGGCUGGAUCCCAACAAGCCCAUCAGGAAGCAGUUAAAAAGAGGCUCCCCCCACAACUUAAGUUUCAGAGUCAAAUUUUUUGUGACUGAUCCCAGCAAACUUCAGGAGGAAUACACUCGGUACCAGUAUUUUCUUCAGAUCAAGCAGGACAUAUUAACUGGACGAUUGCCCUGUCCUCACAACACAGCUGCACUCUUGGCUUCCUAUGCUGUUCAAUCUGAAUUGGGGGACUACAAUGAGACUGAGCAUCCUCUGGGCUAUCUGUCCGAGUAUUGUUUCAUCCCCAACCCACCUCAAGAUUUCCAUAAGGAGGUCGCCAAACAUCACCAUCAACACAGUGGUCUGUCUCCUGCCCAGUCGGAGUUUAAUUAUCUGAACACAGCACGCACGCUAGAGCUCUACGGGGUAGAGCUGCACUAUGCAAGAGAUCAGAGUAACACAGAAAUACUCAUUGGGGUGAUGUCUGCUGGCGUUGUCAUUUAUAAGAACAGGGUACGGAUCAACUAUUUCCCAUGGUUGAAAAUAGUGAAAAUAUCCUUCAAGUGCAAGCAGUUCUUCAUCCAGUUGAGGAGAGAGGCGACCGAGACCCGAGAGACGCUACUUGGUUUCAACAUGGUGAACUACCGGGCCUGUAAGAACCUGUGGAAGGCCUGUGUGGAGCACCACACCUUCUUCCGCCUUGAACGACCCAUCCCGCUACAGAAGAAUUUCUUUUCCCAUUACUUCACCCUGGGCUCAAAGUUUCGUUACUGCGGAAGAACGGAGGUGCAAUCUGUACAAUACGGCAAGGAGAAAUGCAUCAAGGACAGAGUGUUUGCGAGAUCUCCUAGCAAACCUCUGGCCAGGAAGUUGUUGGGGGGAACUGACUGGGAGACGGUGAGCAGGAACAGCCUAUCAGAUGAAAGACUGGAGACCCAGAGCCUGCCAACUCGCUCGCCACCUGGGACGCCUAAUCAAAAUUCCCUGUUCACGCAAGAGGGCACGCGGCUACGCCCUUCGUCUGUCGGCCACCUGGUUGAUCAUGUGAUACACACGUCGCCAAGCUUGCCCGUCUUCUCUUCGAAUCAUAAGUCGGCCUCCUCCACGCAGGCCAACAGUAUAAGCUUGGACUCCACGCCUUCUCCUGACGGGGUGGACAGCCAACCUCCGGCUCUGCCCCCAAAGCAGUUGAGCAGGAAAACCUUGAGCCAGAUUAUCCAGGCCCACUCGCAGCAGAGCCUCUUGGACAACCACCUCAACGAGAUGUACGAUGUUCCCGCCAACACUGACAAGACCACGCUAAAUGGAGUUGUCCCUCAUGAUAAUCUGGUCUUGAUCAAGAUGAGACCUGAUGAACAUGGACGUUUUGGCUUCAAUGUUAAGGGUGGAGCUGACCAGAAGAUGCCAAUCAUAGUGUCCAGAGUUGCUCCUGGAACAUCAGCCGACCUAUGUGUGCCCCGGCUGAAUGAGGGUGACCAGGUAGUCUUGAUUAAUGGACGGGACAUCUCGGACCACACCCAUGACCAGGUUGUCAUGUUCAUCAAGGCUAGUUGUGAGAGCCACUCUGGAGAGCUCAUCCUACUGGUCCGGCCAAAUGCCAUCUAUGAUGUGGUGGAGGAAAAGGUGGACUCAGAACCAGAUUUUCAGUACAUCCCAGAGAAGUCCCCUCAGGACCCCAGCCAGCUAGAUCAGCAUGCUCUGAGGGACUCUAUGGUUGUCCUGAAGGAUGGUCUGAGCAGUGGAGCCAUACUGGCCCAGUUUGACCAACUGUACAGGAAGAGGCCGGGGAUGACCAUGCUGUGUGCCAAAUUACCUCAGAACGUUUCCAAAAAUCGCUACAGAGACAUCUCGCCCUAUGAUGCCACGCGGGUCAUUCUGAAAAGCACAGAUGACUACAUCAAUGCAAAUUACAUCAAUAUGGAGAUUCCCGCCUCCAGUCUCAUAAACCGAUACAUAGCUUGCCAGGGUCCUUUGCCCAACACCUGCCCUGACUUCUGGCAAAUGACCUGGGAGCAGGGUUCCUCUAUGGUGGUUAUGCUCACAACGCAGGUCGAGAGGGGACGGGUGAAGUGCCACCAGUACUGGCCCAAUCCAGACAGCAGCGCUCCCUACGGAGACUUCACCGUUACAUGCCACAACGAGGAGGGCAAUUCAGCCUUCCUAGUCCGGGAAAUGACCCUCAUGCAUUUACAGAGUGAGCAGCAGAGAGAGCUGACCCAAAUCCAGUACCUGGCUUGGCCUGACCAUGGCGUCCCUGACGACUCCACUGAUUUCUUGGACUUUGUUGCUUUGGUUCGGAGCAAAAGGACCGGGCAGGACCAGCCAGUGGUGGUACACUGCAGUGCUGGAAUUGGUCGGACAGGUGUUCUGAUCACCAUGGAAACAGCGUUGUGUCUCAUGGAGUGCGGCCAGCCGGUUUACCCUCUGGAAAUCGUCCGGACCAUGAGAGACCAGAGAGCCAUGAUGAUCCAGACACCUAGUCAAUACCGCUUUGUGUGCGAGGCCAUUCUGAAGGUCUACGACGAGGGACUGGUCCGACCGCUGUCGCCUGCUGCCUAUCAGCUCCCAGAGAAAGCGGAUGGCAUCCGAGAAGAGGAGGAGGAGAAUAUAGAGGAGAGAGAAGUCAAGGCGGAGAUAGGGGAGGAGGCGGCAGCUGUGGUAGACCUGCUGGAAGGAGGUCUGGAUGAGGAGGAGGAGGAGGACGACGACGAUGAAGAGGUGGAGGUGCUUGACGUGGGGGAAGUGACAGAGGACGAAGUGGAGGAGCCCAGCAUCGCCAGCGCCACCAGCGAGACAAGCGUCAACCCUGAACCCGAUCCUGAUGAUCCGUGACACUUUAUCAGAGGAAGCGGGAACAGGAGAUGAGAACAAACGCACUGUUGCACUUUAUAAUAACAAAGAUGGGAAGAACAAAUAGACAACAAACAGGAAACACAUUGACAGGUUCCAAUUCAAGAAGCAAUUCUGCGAAGUUGAUAAGGUACCAUUAGAGGCGGUUGUGUGUUCAGGGUACACACAAAGACAUGUGGAUGUGGAGUUGCUUUUGUGCCAUACAGUACGUACUGAGGGGAUGGGCUGUCCCAUGGAUGGAAGGCUUCCCGUCACCCUGUCCCCUUUGUGAGUGAGUCUGCCAGGCAGACCUGCCUUUUUUUUUUUUUUUUAACUUGAUACAGAGAUAAACCUUUUAUCUUUUGUCCCUCCUGAAAGAGUAUUUAUUGUGUUUUAUUUUGUGUCAAACCUUGUCCACUGAACAAAAUGAGUUGUAUGUUUUGUACCGGUCAAGAACAUCAUGCUUUCUCAGUCCACUUUAAGUAGUCCAGCAGUCUUAUCCCUCUUAACUGCUUUGUUAAUCGUUUGAUUUGUGAGGAUAGAAAAGCGACGUGAUUUAAUUUAUUGUUUUGAUCUUUCUCACCUUUCUUGUUUCAGACUGACAGAUGGACAUUGGGAGGAAAAUUUAGCACGAUGACUUCGGUUCAUUGCUUUGCGUUGGCAGACAUCACACGGCAUAGAGAAGAACAAAACAGUUUUACAAUGUUCACCCAUUUUUUUGAACUUGGGUGCAUUAAUCGCUUAAAAUCAAAGUGUCGGUAAAUUAAAUUGGAUCUCACACCACUUUAUUUCACCCCCAAAAUGAUCAAACUUUGACAACAUUCGCCACACUGAAUGGAUGGCAUCGAAAAUGUUUUUCUAUUGGUGGAGCUUCUUCCAACUGGGACUCAUUUGGGCAAAUUCCCCAAUAGAAGUUUGUCCUGAAAUGUGCCCAAAAUGGCUGCUUUAAACCCAAAUAGCCAAUUUUGAACAUGGAUCCUGGAGUCGUGUUAUUGAAAUCUCUCAUUCUAGGCAUUUCCACCUGUCAAACAUUUUUACGAGAUCAAGUUGAGGACCCCUGGAAUAUAUGGAUUGCUCUCAGGAGUCCCCUCUUCACCAAAUAAUCGGAAACCAUUUGGUGAGUCCAUACAGAUAUGAAGCCUGAAAAACAAACAUGUCACACUAUUGGAAAAAAAUACCCCAAAAUUUUCACAUGGAGUUGUAUUAUUCGUAACAUGCAGCACUU
Molecule: messenger RNA, 4826 nt
Organism: Hippocampus comes (tiger tail seahorse)
Lineage: Eukaryota; Metazoa; Chordata; Actinopteri; Syngnathiformes; Syngnathidae
Gene: ptpn4a
Product: protein tyrosine phosphatase non-receptor type 4a
Exons: 27
Coding region: 545-3604 (1019 amino acids)
Biological process (GO): protein dephosphorylation
Cellular component (GO): cytoskeleton; cytoplasm; cytoplasmic side of plasma membrane
Molecular function (GO): protein tyrosine phosphatase activity; cytoskeletal protein binding
Source: RefSeq, a predicted model, not a curated record